AUGUCAGAGGAAUUUAUUGCAGCUUCCACUUUGGCUAAAAACCUGGAAUUUGCCAAAGGUAAUGAGUUCCAUACUAUAUUGGCGACUUUGAGAUCACCAGUUUAUAUCAAUGAACAGCUAUUAAAAUCUGAAUUGGGCUUCCUUGUUACAAAAAUUCUGAAACUAAUCAGAUCAAGCAAUGACUUUGAUCUUUGGAAAGGGUGUCAUACCUCUGUUGUGAUUUGCGCUUAUAAUCCACUAGUUUUAUCAACUCAUGGUGGUCAAUUGCUUGCUGCUAUUUAUUCCAGGCUAGAACAGAAAACAGGUUUUUACUCUUCCGUUACUUCUUCGUCGCAUGGAAAACAGUUAUUUAAUACUCUGAUUUCCUCUAUGGCAAUUAUCAUGGACUUAAUGAAGAAUAAACCUACAUUAUCAAGAGAAGCAUUGGUUCCCAAAUUAAAGGCCAUUAUUCCGACGUUGAUUACCUUGUCUCAAUACGAGUCCGAACAUGUUUUGCCAGUGCUACAAAGAAUAUUGAAGAGAAACACUACAACAUUCAAGCCAUUCAUUAAUAAAUUUCGCACUGUGUUAAUAAAUUUAAUCAUAUCGGAUUAUGCUUCGUUGGGCUCUAAGACGCAGAGGCUUGUUUGUGAGAAUUUUGCUUAUUUGCAUUUGCUAAAAAUUCAAGUUAGCAAUACAAACGAUGACGAAAAUCAAGCACAUCACAAAGUUUAUGCUGAUUCUAAUUGGAGAACAGGGUUAUUGUCCAUCUUAUCACAAUUCAAGCCUAUUAUUCAAUUAUGUGGAGAAAUCUUGGAUUUUGAACAAGAUGUUGAGCUGUAUAAAUUAAUCAAAGGUUUACCGGUAAUCGACGAAUCCAACGAUAAAGAGGAAUUUUUACCUGCAUUGAAAUUAGAUUUCAACGCCCCUUUAACGUUGUGGGAAAUCCCACAACGUUUUUCUUUAUUGGUCGACAUGCUUGUUGCAUUCAUCUCUUUGCCAACUCCCUUUCCCAUCCGAGUCCCGCUGGGUGGUAUCAAUUCCCUUUGCGAAGUUUUGUUAGGAGUUAGCAACAAAUAUUUACCUUUAAAGAAAGAAUUACGUCGUGAUAAUGAACUAAAUGGGGUUAUCAAUAGCAUCUUACCUCAAAUACAAUUCCAAGGUAUUAGAUUAUGGGAAACCAUGGUUUCAAAAUAUGGCAAAUGUGGUUUAUCAUUCUUCGAAGGAAUCCUUUCUUCCGUUGAACUUUUCAUUCCGCUAAAAAAGAAGAGUAAUAACGAAAUUGAUUUUGAUGUUGUUGGAUCGUUGAAGUUUGAGUUUGCUACUGUUUUCAGAUUAAUGAAUAUGAUUAUGUCCCAUUUAGGCCACCAACUGAGCACAAUCAGCGUCAUAUCUCAGUUAAUUGACGUGGCGUUGUUCUUAUCUCGUGAUAAAACAUUGAUUGAUUCUCUAUUCAAAAAUCGUAAAAGUGUCAUGAAACAACAGAUUAAAACAAAACAAUCUAAGAAGAACAAAAGCGCUGAAGGCGCAUAUUCUGAUAUUUAUACCCAUCCAGAACUAUUUGUGUGCAAAGAUUCCAUGAAUUGGUUCAAUGAAAUCAAUGAGUUUUUUAUUACUGCAUUAAACAAUUGGAUCUUGCCUUCAACUCCACAUAUUCAAAUUUUGAAAUAUAGUAUCACACAAUCUUUAAGAUUGAAGGAAAAGUUUGGUUGUAUCCCGGAAAGCUUUGUCAAUCUCCUGCGUUGUGAAGUUCUUCAUCCAGGUAAUGAACGUGUUUCAAUUUUACCAAUUGCGAUUUCGCUACUAAAAAAUACCAGUGAUGAUAUGUUUGAAUUACUGUGCCAUCCAAAAGUACCAGUUGGUAUGGUAUACCAGUUGCAAAAACCUUUGUGCUUGGGCGAAGAGGAGGAGGUUAGGGAAGGUAUUAGCGAGAGAGAGGUCAAGACAAACGAAUCAUACUCACACGGAAAUACUGACCUGAAGACUUUAAAAGCGUUAGAAAAUUUGGAAAACGUUACAAUUCCUGAACCCGAACGCACGGUUCCGAAGGUCAUCGAUGACACCGCCAUCUUCAAGAAGAGAUCAGUAGAAGAAAUCAUUGAAAAAGAAACCGCAUCUUCACCCAAGAAAGUAAAAGUCGUGGAAGAAACAACCGUGGAAAACGGCAAAGAAUUGAUUGUGGAAAAAGCUGUGAGUCAAAUUAAGGAAGAACAGAAGUCAGUGAAGGAUAGUGAAGAUGAAGAACAGGAGGAGUUUGAAAUUCCCGCCAUCGAAUUAAGUGAUGACGAAGAGGAGGAGGAAGAAUAA
Molecule: messenger RNA, 2286 nt
Organism: Saccharomyces paradoxus
Lineage: Eukaryota; Fungi; Ascomycota; Saccharomycetes; Saccharomycetales; Saccharomycetaceae
Gene: RIX1
Product: Rix1p
Exons: 1
Coding region: 1-2286 (761 amino acids)
Biological process (GO): rRNA processing
Cellular component (GO): nucleus
Source: RefSeq, a predicted model, not a curated record